Molecule: messenger RNA, 1210 nt
Organism: Leguminivora glycinivorella
Lineage: Eukaryota; Metazoa; Arthropoda; Insecta; Lepidoptera; Tortricidae
Exons: 7
Coding region: 5-796 (263 amino acids)
Source: RefSeq, a predicted model, not a curated record
UACAAUGAAUGGAGGAAACUCUGGGGCGGUGUUCUUUCUGGGAACUAGAGCACAUUAUCAAGUCCUCAAUCAACCAGAACGCCCCUUCGAUGUGGAAAACGGCAACUCCUCGCAAACCGGAUCCACCGCUAGCUCUCUCUGGCCGGAUACUGACUCGCAAAAUAACGAGCGAUGGUGCAACGACAACGAUAUUAACGUAAACGAAGAGAAAGACACCGGUGUGAAAAGGAGAGCCAAGCGAAGACCGAGCGAGACGGCGCUAUGCGAGGACAUGAGACCAGCGCAGCUGAACGGCAAUGCCAAUGAGAGCGACACGCCGAAGACCAAAGGCCGUCGCGUGAACUUCUUCAACGCCAUAACGUCGCUCGCGCGGCGCAAGCGCCGCCUCCAGACGCACACUUACCUGAAGCACUUGGCUGCGCUCACCACCUGCACCUACCGGGACUCGUGCCGGUGUCUAGAGUGCCAGAGCCGCUAUUUUGAAUGUGACGAAGACGAAGAAUCCUCGGAAGAUGAUGAGUAUGAGUACUACGCCGCUCUCUACGCGAGCCAGGUCAACAAGUGUCAACAUGACGAUGAUGACGAGGUUUUCAUCGACACAGCGCCCGGCGACACCGCGUCCACGGACAUGCUUCUCGACGCGGACGAGCCGAAGGAGAAGUCAGUCUCUUCGGACACCGUGUCCGACAACACGGAGCCGGAGCCCGACCCGCAUCUCGAGAUGGAGGUGGCAGCUGGCACUCCGAUAGUUCUGAACUAUCUGCUCACCCAUCCUUUCCAUUGCUGUAUCCAGUAGGACAGAAAAACGCGCUUUUGACCCGGAACACAAGCUUGUCAUGUAGGGUAAUCGCGCGGUUUCGGCUUCGAUCAGUCAAGUGUAAAAAUAUGGGUGUACACAUCUUACUCAAAAAUAUGUCCUAUAGCAUCUUAGUCCGGUGUAAUAAGAGCGUUAGUACCAUAUUUAUGAGACGAUUAUUUCGAUACGUAUUUUUGCACUUGAUUGACCGAGCCGGCGCAGAUGUGGACAGUAAGGACAUUUUCAUCUGAAAUCAGUCACUGAUAUCACUAGCGAGUAAGGUCGUUCUCUCGGCGACUAACUUUUUUUUAAGGACAUUCUUACACAGAUUGAACGAGGCCCACGGUAAGCUCAAGAAGGCUUGUGUUGUAGGUACUCAGACAAUGAUAUAUAUGAUAUAUAAAUACUUGUAUU